UAGGAAUAAUCUGUUUGAUUCGUAGCUUUUGAUCAAGGAAAUAUGGCAAAUCAGGUCGAUCCCACCAUAACCUGGCUGAAGGCGACCUACAAGGGUCUUGUAGGUAAGACUUUUCAAGGAAACUACAAUGGAGAAUUGCCCAUGCCGCAAACAGGAAACGUAAGGGACGUUAUAAUUGUAAAAGAUUCUCUCGAUACAACACUGGCUGGAAUUUCAAGAGACGUGCUUCAGAAAUACGGUAGUGAAGUGCGGAAAGGAAUCACCGGACCAAAAGACAGUUUCCGCUAUACCGAGUAUUGGCUGUGGGUCGAACCGGCCUUUAGUUCAGAUUUGUCACAGGGAAACAAUUACAAUUUUAAAAUCGAACACUGUUUGCCUUUUCAGUGCGGUGGUGGUACUUUCUCCUACGGUGUCAGCAUCAAAGUCAGCCUUGCUUGAUAAUUCUUCUUCUUUGCACCGAUUACCGACCAAACAAGGAGCUCGUAGACCUAAUUAACGUUAGCGGCACUUUACACAAGCGACUUAGUUAACCCAAUAACAAACUCUAGAUGAUUUUAUGCAGACUGUAGAUCGAAGAGUUCCACUUUACAAAUUUACUUGUGAUUAAUAGUUUUUAUUUAGGUAUAGGACGGUAAGCAAUUCAAAUAGAGCUAAAGCACUGUUCGUAGUAGCUUCCAAACCUGGCGUCUAGUGCGAGAUAUCUGAAAUGAAAGAAUUGCGGCCCACAUCUUUUACCAAAUUUCUCUGUGACGGACUGACACUUCGAGAUGACUUCCAUCGCUGGAGUUGCUAUUGUAGACUGAGCUUCACUAUUUCUGAAAGCCAGUAUAACUCACUGCAUUGCUGUAAGAGUUCCAAGGAAGAAAGGUAAUCAGCGUUGUCGGAUCAGAAAUUGAGAAUUAAAUGAAAUUAGGAUCACGAAAAGAGACACUUCGGCGACCUCACGGAGAAAAGAUUUAGGCGGCCAAGACUAGAUUGCGGAAAGCACUGAUGUCAGACAUUCUAUAGAUACGCAGACAAGACUCUGAAGCCAUUCACGUUUGUAAGUGUACUCGAAACAACGUUUUAAUCAUUUCCUAAGUUUUG
Molecule: messenger RNA, 1086 nt
Organism: Pocillopora meandrina
Lineage: Eukaryota; Metazoa; Cnidaria; Anthozoa; Scleractinia; Pocilloporidae
Source: the annotation of a GenBank genome assembly